UUUCAAGCACUUCAAGGAGCAAAAGAGGGCGCCGAUACGAAUGGACUCUGCAAGCAAGCGGUCCUAGUAAUCUCAAGUGGUCCCAUGCAUCCUUCGUGAUCGCCCAUGCCUACUUACGAACCUGAUCACAGCCAGCAAUUCUAAUGGAACCGAUCCAGUCCUUAAGUCUUGAAGGAGCUGCUUUUUGGGAGAGACCAGCUGCCCAUUGAAAGCCACGGAGGACAUCUGGAUUGGGUGCUGUUUCUGCACCUAUGUCACCAGAGAUCAGCAUGGGAUCGUGAACCACCUGGUUGCCCAUGGUGAUGAGCAACACAAGUACCAGCAUCCUCCCAUGUCAUCUGCCUCUAGAUCCAAAGUGCUCAGCAACACUCAAAAGCAGAAAAGUGAUCGGUUAUUCAAGUGCAAGCUGUGCCCUCAAGUAUUCCUUCGGAGAUCCUUGCUGCUCGGCCAUAUUCAAGCACACACUGUUGAAGCCAUUUAAGUGCAAACUGUGCCCCCGUUCCUUCUUUUAUAAUUCUGAACUAACAAGGCAUAAUCUAACGCACUGUGGUUAAAUGCCAUUUAAGUGCAUGUUCUGCCCCCAAGCUUUUUUUCGGAAUGGUGAUCUGAUUGACCAUAAUCGAGCACACAGCGGCGAAAAGCCCUUUAAGUGCAAGCUGUGCCCCCAAGCCUUUGCUGAGAAUUCCAAUUUAAGAAGUCACAAUCGAACACACACUGGUGAAAAGCCAUUUAAGUGCAAGGUGUGCCCCCAAGCCUUUUCUCAUAAGUGCCAUCUGAUUGCCCAUAAUCGAACACACUCGGGUGAAAAGCCAUUUCAGUGCAAGCUCUGCCCCCAAGCCUUUUCUCUAAAUUCCAAUCUGACUGCCCAUAAUCGAACACACUCGGGUGAAAAGCCUUUUAAGUGCAAGCUGUGCCCCCAAGCCUUUGCUCAGAAUUCCAAUUUAAGAAGUCACAAUCGAACACACACUGGUGAAAAGCCAUUUCAGUGCAAGGUGUGCCCCCAAGCCUUUUCUCAUAAGUGCCAUCUGAUUGCCCAUAAUCGAACACACUCAGGUGAAAAGCCAUUUCAGUGCAAGCUCUGCACCCAAGCUUUUGCUCAGUAUUCAAGCUUAAGACAGCACAAUCGAACACACACUGGUGAAAAGCCAUUUCAGUGCAAGGUGUGCCCCCAAGCCUUUUCUCAUAAGUGCCAUCUGAUUGCCCAUAAUCGAACACACUCGGGUGAAAAGCCAUUUCGGUGCAAGCUCUGCCCCCAAGCCUUUUCUCUAAAUUCCAAUCUGACUGCCCAUAAUCGAACACACUCGGGUGAAAAGCCUUUUAAGUGCAAGCUGUGCCCCCAAGCCUUUGCUCAGAAUUCCAAUUUAAGAAGUCACAAUCGAACACACACUGGUGAAAAGCCAUUUCAGUGCAAGGUGUGCCCCCAAGCCUUUUCUCAUAAGUGCCAUCUGAUUGCCCAUAAUCGAACACACUCAGGUGAAAAGCCAUUUCAGUGCAAGCUCUGCACCCAAGCUUUUGCUCAGUAUUCAAGCUUAAGACAGCACAAUCGAACACACACUGGUGAAAAGCCAUUUAAGUGCACAUUGUGCCCCAAAGUCUUUUCUCAGAAAAGCAGUCUUAUCCGCCAUAAUCGAACACACUGGUGAAAAGCAAUUUAAGUGCAAGGUUUGCCCCCGAGCCUUUUCGGAUAAUUGUGAUCUGAUUGCCCAUAAUCGAACACACUCAGGUGAAAAGCCAUUUAAGUGCAAGCUGUGUUCCAAGCCUUCGCUCAGAAUUCCAACUUAAGAAGGCACAUUCAAACACACACUGGUGAAAAGCCAUUUAAGUGCAAGCUCUGCCCCCAAGCAUUUUCUGAUAAUUGCAAUUUGAUCACCCAUAAUCGAACACACUCAGGUGAAAAGCCAUUUCAGUGCAAGCUGUGCCCCCAAACCUUUGCUCAGCAUUCCCAUUUAAAAAGGCACAAUCGAACACACUCUGGUGAAAAGCCAUUUUAGUGCAAGCUCUGCCCCCAAGCCUUUUCUCAGAAUCUCGGGUUGAUCUGCCAUAGUCAAACACACUCAGGUGAAAAGCCAUUUCAGUGCAAGCUGUGCCCCGAGGCCUUUGCUCAUUGUUCCAGUUUAAGAAGGCACAAUCGAACACACUGGUGAAAAGCCAUUUUAGUGCAAGCUCUGCCCCCAAGCCUUUUCUCAGAAUUUCGGGUUGAUCUGCCAUAGUCAAACACACUCAGGUGAAAAGCCAUUUCAGUGCAAGCUGUGACCCCAAGCCUUUGCUCAUUGUUCCAGUUUAAGAAGGCGCAAUCGAACACACUGGUGAAAAGCCAUUUAAGUGCAAGCUUCCAUAGCUUGCACUUAAUUCUGAGGAUUCUCAGAAUUAAGAAUUAAUUUUCAGAAUUCUAAAAAGUCUUCGGGCAUCCGAAGACUUCUCAGAAUUCUCUUCUAACAAGGCAUAAUCUAACACACUCUGGUGAAGAGCCAUCUAAGUGCAAGCUAUGCUCCUAAGCCUUUUCUCGGAAUUUCAAUCUGAUCCGCCAUAAUUGAACAAACCUGGGUGAAAAGUCAUUUAACUGCUAGCUGUGCACCCAAGCCUUUGCUCAAAGUAGUAAUCUGUUAAAACAAUUGAGCACACGUGUAAGAAGCCAUAGAAAUGAAUUGACCCCAAGCCUUUGUUCAGAAUUCUCAUCUCAGAAGCAAUAAUCAAACACUUGAAAAGCCAUUUAAAUGCAAGCUGUGCCCCAAGCCUUUUCUUAGAUUUGUGAUUUGCUCGUACACAAUCGAGCAUACGGGUGAAACGCCAUACAAGUGUAAGCUGUGUCCCCAAGCCUUGGCUCGUUGCGAUCUGAUCCACCAUAAACAAACAGCUGUGAAAGCCUUAUAGUGCGGGCUAUGUGGAAUUGCAAUUUUAUGAACCACACCAAAACACUCACAGGUGAAAAGAUGUACAAGUACAAGCUUUGUCCCCCAACCUUUCCUUUGAAUUCUGGCCCACCAUAUUCAAAUGCACACAGGCCAGAAGCCUUAUGAGAUAACGCUGUUUUCCGAAGCCUUACUUCAGAAUUGAAAUCUGAUCAACCAUAGGUGAAAGGAUAUACAAGUGCGAACUUUGCUCUGAAUUUUUGUAUCCCUGUGUAACUGAGUGCGCACGGGCGAGAAUGACAUGUUUUGAUCCGUCACAAUCAAGUACACUUACACUGAAAUGUUUAUGAAGCAAGUUUAGCCUUCCGUGCAGCCUUUCCGUGCUUUGUAACAUGUAGAAUCAUUUAACUCAUGCAGAGAUAUACACCGUUUCAUUUGAAAGAUAUAAAUGCAUGCAGUGCCCCAAAAUGACAGGAAUGCAGUGCCUUAUAAAUGAAAGCAAUUUUCCUGUACAUUUUUUAAUGCCUCUGCCUCGUGGGGCAUGCGUUAAAGCACUGGGUGACGAACUUAAUCGCAAUUUCAUUAAUCGGGCGGCAGGGAGUGGGCUUUUGCACUGUCUAAUUCUCAGAACGGUUAGUUGUAUUUCUAGUAUUGUCACCACAUUGAUUGUGCAGGCAUAACCAAACUCUUGCAUUGCCCACAAGCCUUUCAUCUGAAUGCUACUGUUUGUAAUCGCACAAAUGUGUUGAGGGGUAGGGAGUAACUCCUCGCCAGAAGUUAUCAAGGGGUUGGUCAAUGUAAUGACAAACUUUUAACUUGUUAGUAGAUUGAAUUAGGGCAGUGUAACUCAUUUGAGGUGUAGCCUAAUAUGUUUGUUUCUACUCCUGUCUACAUAAAAGAUAGGCACUCGCAGAAAAUAAAUCUGUGACCAAAGUUUUGUGUGAUUAUGUAAAGAAAAAGGUCUGUCAGUCUCAAUUCUUAUACUGGCUUUUUUCUGCUUUUGGAAUUCUGGUACUGUAGUGUGGAGUAGUGUUUUAUGUUUUAAUUUUUACAUCCUGUAGCUUGCCUUACCUUUUUAGCAAUCAACUCAGCCAAGAACCGAUUUUUAAGUGUGUGUGCACUGCAGUGGUUCGUGCUCCCGAUUUGAACCCUGCUAUACUCGGGGACAACUUUUCUUGGCAAUGCAGUCAAGGGCACUGGCAUACAUGCCCUCUUCAAUUUUCAGCACUGAUGGAAGUUGUGCGUGAGCUCUCUUUUCUAAAAGGCCAAGAAAAGCUGUCCCCCUUCUAUAGUAUUCCCACACCACCAAGCAGGUUUUACAAUUGACAGCGUGUCAAUGUUUUGCACUCCAUAAUGUGUGUUCAACGCUGGUUUGAAGAGAGGUGUAGAGAACUGAACUGUCUUGAACUCGCUCAGAUUCGAAGUGUUCUUGCUCCCUUCCCUCGACUGGCAUCUUCAUAGUCAUGUAUUUAUACGACACCUGCUCCGAGAUAUCGCUCUUGUGUUUAGGUAAUCACAAUUUUCCGUUGCUCUGUAUUCUUGUUCUUGAUGGCUGUUUAUGUGUAUCUGUAUGUCGGAAUUCUCAGAGCGUAGGUGUCAUGUCUACCAGACGAUGUCUUUUGUACUAGCACUUCUAUUCUUUUGCUUGGUUUACUGCAUCCUGUGUAUUGCUGGUCGAUGUGUGCUUAGUUUUGCAUGGUGUAAUCUGUUUGUAUAGAUCUUCAUUGUGGAUUUUUUUUCUUACUCUCGUUUGUUUCUAAUAAAAUUCUGCAGAUGAUAAACUUGAAAUCAGAGUUUGGUAUCAGUGUUCCUCACAAAUAAAGCUAGACAUUUGGAGCUUCCAGUGUUAUAGUGCUGUU
This is a messenger RNA of Ixodes scapularis (black-legged tick), 4708 nucleotides long. Its product is annotated as zinc finger protein 2 homolog. The record is from RefSeq and is a predicted model, not a curated record. The transcript has 3 exons. Lineage: Eukaryota; Metazoa; Arthropoda; Arachnida; Ixodida; Ixodidae. Gene Ontology annotation, cellular component: nucleus. The coding region runs from base 555 to 1643 and encodes 362 amino acids.